This is a messenger RNA of Chenopodium quinoa (quinoa), 3867 nucleotides long. RefSeq names its product ABC transporter C family member 10-like. The transcript is spliced from 11 exons. Gene Ontology annotation, biological process: transmembrane transport. The coding region runs from base 37 to 3759 and encodes 1240 amino acids. Gene Ontology annotation, molecular function: ABC-type transporter activity; ATP hydrolysis activity; ATP binding. The record is from RefSeq and is a predicted model, not a curated record. Gene Ontology annotation, cellular component: vacuolar membrane; plant-type vacuole. Lineage: Eukaryota; Viridiplantae; Streptophyta; Magnoliopsida; Caryophyllales; Amaranthaceae.
GUUACACCAUUUGCCAAAGCUGGGUUCUUUAAUAAGAUGUUAUUUUGUUGGCUAAACCCUUUGAUGAAAUCGGGUACGAAAAAGACUAUGGAGGAAGAAGACAUGCCCAAAUUACGGGACAUAGACAAAGCAAGAUAUUGUUACUCACAGUUUGUUGAUCAGUUGAUUAAGAAAAAAGAGUCCGACUUGUUAUCAGAAUCCUCGAUCUUGUGGACAAUUGUUGAAUGCCACUGGAAAGAGAUUCUAGUUACUGGAGUAUUUGCUCUUUUGAAGAUACUUGCAAUGUCAGCUGGACCUCUAUUAAUGAAUUCCUUCAUUGAGAUUGGUGAGGGUAAAGAAGCUUUUAAAUAUGAAAGAUAUGUUCUGGCAGCUUCACUUUUCCUAUCGAAGAUAUUGGAAUCUUUUACACAGAGGCAAUGGUUCUUUCGAAGCAGAUUGAUUGGUCUUCAAGUGAGGUCCAUGCUAACUGCAGCAAUUUAUAAGAAGCAUCUACGACUCUCAAAUGUAGCUAAGAAGAAUCACUCUGGUGGUGAGAUAAUGAAUCACGUAACCGUGGAUGCUUAUAGGAUUGGGGAGUUCCCUUUUUGGUUUCAUCAGACUUGGACUACAAGCCUCCAGCUUUGUCUUGCAUUACUUAUUUUGAUCCAUUCAGUUAAGCUCGCAACUGUGGCUUCCUUAGUACUAGUUGUAUUAACUAUGAUAUGCAACGCGCCUAUUGCAAAGUUACAACAUAAGUACCAAAGCAAGUUGAUGGUAGCUCAAGAUAGGAGGUUGAAGGCGUACUCAGAGGCUUUAGUGAACAUGAAGGUUCUUAAGUUAUAUGCUUGGGAGAAUCACUUUAAGAAAGCAAUCGAGUCCUUAAGAAAAGAGGAGUCCAAACGCUUAUCAUCUGUGCAAUUGCAAAAGGCAUACAACUACUUGCUUUUUUGGAUGUCUCCUGUUUUGGUCUCUGUUGCUACAUUUUGGGCAUGUUAUUUACUCCAUAUCCCUCUACAUGCCAACAAUGUAUUCACAUUUCUUGCAACAUUGCGUCUAGUGCAAGAGCCAAUAAGAGUUAUCCCUGAUGUCAUUGCUGUAAUAAUAGAUGCAAAAGUUGGAUUUGCAAGAAUUGUGAAGUUUCUUGCAGCGCCAGAGCUCCAAACAGAAAAUGUCAGAAAAAUGAGCGAUAUGGCCACUAUAAAUCAUGCCAUUAUGAUAAGAUCAGCAAAUCUUUCGUGGGAAAUGGAUACAUCAAAGCCAACAUUGAGAAACAUAGAUCUUGAUAUUCAUCCUGGUAAAAAAAUAGCUAUAUGUGGAGAAGUUGGCUCAGGAAAAUCAACAUUACUCGCAGCAAUUCUCGGAGAAGUAGCAUGCAUGGAUGGAACAGUAGAGGUUUUUGGGAGUAUUGCUUAUGUUUCCCAGACAGCUUGGAUUCAAUCAGGGACAAUACGGGAAAAUAUUCUGUUUGGAUCAGCCAUGGAUGACCUCAGAUAUAGAGAUACUCUACAUAGGUGUUCAUUGGUUAAGGACCUUGAGCUUCUUCCUUAUGGUGAUAUGACUGAAAUUGGAGAAAGAGGAGUUAAUCUAAGUGGUGGACAGAAGCAACGGAUUCAACUUGCUCGAGCAUUAUACAAAAAUGCAGACAUUUACCUUUUGGACGAUCCAUUCAGUGCUGUUGAUGCAAAAACUGCAACUAGCCUCUUUAAUGAAUAUGUUAUGGAAGCUCUUUCCGAAAAGACUGUCUUGCUUGUGACUCACCAAGUUGAUUUUCUUCCAGCAUUUCAUUGGUGUUUGUUGAUGUCAGAUGGAGAAAUCCAUCAGUCAGGCUCUUAUCAUAGUUUAUUAGCUUCAAGUAAGGAGUUUUCAGAUCUUGUAAAUGCACACAAAGAGACUGCCAAUACAAAGACAACGGGUGAAGCUAGCAAAUCUAAUAGACAAAUUGUUUCGAAUACAGAAAUUCAGAUAGCCAAUGUGGAGAAUGAAAAUCAAGCGAAUAAGGACCAGUUGAUUAAACAAGAAGAAAGAGAAGUAGGAGACACUGGCCUUAAGCCAUAUUUGAUAUACUUGAAGCAGAAUAUAGGAUACUGGUAUAUCUCUAUCGUUUUCUUCGCUUAUGUAGCCUUUUUAGCAGGCCAGAUAUUACAGAACCUUUGGAUGGCCAAAGGCAUUGAUAAUCCUCAACUCAGCAAAUCAAAACUUAUUUUGGUAUACUUCAUCAUUGGACUCGCCUCGACAAUCUGUUUAUUCUUUCGAUCUCUUGCAAUGGUUAGAUUAGGGAUGGAUUCAUCAAGAUUCUUGUUUUCUAAAUUACUAAACUCCUUAUUUCGUGCUCCAAUGUCAUUUUAUGACUCUACACCUCUUGGAAGGAUACUGAGUCGGGUCUCUUCUGAUUUAAGCAUUAUCGAUCUUGAUCUCCCUUUCAGCUUCCAUUCAACCCUUGGAGCUACUACAACAGCAUAUGCUAAUUUGGGAGUGUUGGCUGUCAUGAUCUGGCAGGUCUUAUUUGUAACCAUACCAGUGAUUUACAUGAUGAUACGAAUACAAAGGUACUACUUUGCAACCGCAAAAGAGCUGAUGAGACUCAAUGGUACAACCAAGUCUAUGGUUGCAAACCAUUUAGCCGAAUCAUUAGCAGGAGCCAUGACAAUAAGAGCUUUUCAAGAGGAAGAACGUUUUUUUGAAAAAAGUCUUGAUCUUAUCGACUUAAAUGCAAGCCCAUUCUUCCACAACUUUGCAGCCACUGAAUGGCUUAUUCAGAGGAUUGAGAUCCUUAGUGCCACUGUUCUUGCAACUGCAGCACUAUGCAUGGUUUUGCUUCCACCUGGAACAUUUUCCCCAGGCUUUAUUGGAAUGGCGUUAUCAUAUGGUCUAGGGUUAAAUUUGGGUAUGGUUGUCUCAAUUCAAAAUCAAUGCAUAAUAGCCAACCAAAUCAUUUCAGUGGAAAGGAUUCAUCAAUACACAGAUAUACCAAGUGAAGCUCUAGAAGUCAUCAAUGAUAGUCGCCCUCCCCGAAAUUGGCCAUCCCUUGGAAAAGUAGUGGUCCACAAUUUACAGAUAAGAUAUAGAACAGACACACCACUGGUCCUUAAGGGAAUUAGUUGCAUAAUCGAAGGCGGAGACAAAAUUGGUGUUGUGGGUAGGACAGGGAGUGGAAAGACUACCCUGAUAGGGGCAUUAUUUCGCCUGGUAGAGCCAGUAGAAGGGAAGAUUAUCGUCGAUGGAUUGGAUAUAAGUUCGAUAGGACUUCAUGAUUUAAGGUCACGUUUCGGGAUUAUCCCUCAAGAUCCCACACUAUUCAAUGGCAGUGUACGAUUCAACUUAGAUCCAUUGUGUCAGCAUACUGAUGAAGAAAUCUGGGAGGUGCUAGGGAAAUGUCAACUCAAAGAAGUUGUGCAAAAGAAGGAGCAAGGUUUAGAUUCCUUUGUUCUGGAGGAUGGAUCAAAUUGGAGCAUUGGACAACAACAACUAUUCGGUCUAGGCCGCGCUUUAUUGAGAAAAAGCAGGAUACUAGUGCUGGAUGAAGCAACUGCAUCAAUUGAUAAUGCAACUGAUAUGAUUCUGCAAAAAACAAUACGAACAGAGUUUGCUGAUUGCACAGUAAUUACAGUAGCCCAUAGGAUACCAACCGUGAUGGAUUGCACCAAGGUUCUUACCAUUAGUGAAGGAAAUUUAGCUGAAUAUGACGACCCGAUUAAGUUAAUGGAGAAGGAAGAUUCAUUAUUUGGCCAACUUGUGAAGGAAUACUGGUCUCAUUUGCAUUCAGCAGAUCAGUCACAUUGAUUAAAAGGCGGUGUAGCAACAAACGAUAAAUGUACUAGUUUCAUUUGGAAGAUGUGUUGUUGUGCCCGAAUGUGCAAGUUACAAUAUUUGAUACUUUUGGCUGUUCAA